Symbiodinium necroappetens is the source of this 759-nucleotide messenger RNA. The record is from the annotation of a GenBank genome assembly. NCBI's taxonomy places the organism in Eukaryota, Dinophyceae, Suessiales, Symbiodiniaceae.
AUGAACUGGCGCAUCUGGUUUGGCUUAACCAUCACCGCCAUUUGGAUACUGCUGGGGGUAACCUACAUCAGUGUGAAUAUCGGCUGGAUAACCUUCACACGGCUUCCGGCGGAAGAUCUGGGUAAUUUCCUGGAAGGCGCGUUUGCGCCACUGGCGUUCUUAUGGCUUGUUAUUGGCUACUUCCUUCAGCAGAAGGAACUUCAGCAGAAUACCGAUGCAUUAAGGUCACAGGCCGUGGCUAUUUCUCGAAGCGCCGAGCAAGCUGUGAUUCAGUCCGAGAAUCUCGCCGCCAGCGAGGUACACGCCCGGCAGGAGGCUUUCCUGCAGAUUGCUCAAUCCGUGCGCGGCCAACUCGGAUCGAUAUCCGGCCUCCUGUUCAUUUCAAGCCAGGGCACCGGCCAAGGCGGCCGGGUCAGCCAAAAAGAACAGGCUGAACUAUUUUCUUCUCAAGGCAGUGGCAUUGAUCCAGAAGCCUUCUCCCGGCGAUUGUUGAUUACACAUUUGGAGACGGAUGAUCCACAGGAGCAGUUCGACCUGUUCUAUGGCACCGAGGUGCGGGCACGCCACACCAACAAUUUCAUUUUCACCUUCGAACGUCUGAUUCGCCGCGCAGAAGUUGUCGAUGCUGAAAACAUCAUUACUGACGCUGUGCGGGCAAGUGGACACGGUUUCUUGUAUCGCGUCAUGAAAAGACAUCAGGCCAGCGCCCCCGAGCCGUGGUCGGAUCACACAAAAACCGGCACACACAUCAAUUUUUGA